This is a messenger RNA of Ylistrum balloti, 1818 nucleotides long. RefSeq lists its product as uncharacterized. Lineage: Eukaryota; Metazoa; Mollusca; Bivalvia; Pectinida; Pectinidae. The record is from RefSeq and is a predicted model, not a curated record. Gene Ontology annotation, molecular function: SH3 domain binding. Gene Ontology annotation, biological process: signal transduction. The transcript has 14 exons. Bases 120 to 1223 code for a protein of 367 amino acids.
ACACUACAGGUACCUGUACAUUGCAGUCUUAUUGUUAAACAUCGUCUAAACUUGGACUGAAGGACGCGUAAACAACGAAAUAUGGGUGACUCCUCUAAGGCAAUAUGUAAUCCAUCAACAUGAGUGGCGGGUCGACCGGAAGUGAUUCGGGGACGUCGAGAGAGGUCAAACUUCUUUCAACAAUAGGGGCCAAAGACUUGCUCCAGGUCGGGCACAUAUCAAAGAGCGGAUGGCUAAGGCGGAAGACACAACGGGGAACACAACGACUGUCGAUUGGUGCCAUAUCAUGGAGGACAUUCUUCUGUUGUAUAUCGGAAGGAUGUAUGUACCACUUUGAUUCCACUACAUCAAAGAAUCCUAAGACAGCUUUUGCACUUACAGGAUAUAACAGAGUAUCCCGGGUGGAGAAUCAACAGCGACCACACUGUUUUGAGAUCCAGCCUCCACUAGGAAAUAAUAGCAUGAAAACGUAUAUGUUCUCCUGCGAGAAAGAGGCCGACAUGCUGGACUGGAUGAGGAGUAUAUACCAUGCUCUGCUUGUAGCCAAUCACCAAGAAGCUCCCAACAAAACCGUACUGACGAAGUCGGGGUACCCAGAAGUGGAAAAAUCUGUCUUGACGGAGGUUCCGAACAGCGGAUACUGUAACUUGGAAGAGUUAAAGGAAACGAAAACUAAGCAGCCGAAGAAACCUGCGGUUGAUCGCUACAAUCCAUGGGGACCAAUGUUCAGUAAAUCAGCUUCAAAAGAAAUGUCUGAUGGUCAAAAGAGCAGGGAACAGAAGAAGAAACCAGCAGAACAAAGUGAGGAUCCAAUAUACGUUAACGAGGAUGAACGAAGAAUGUAUGUGAAUGAAAAUAUUAAUGCGGAAGGGAAGGAGGUAGAGGACGCUGAGGAGGAGAUAGACGAGGAAGAGCAGGAGAUAGAGGAGGAGGAGGAGGACUACCUGUUCGAGAGUUCAGAUGGCAAUGCAGCUCGAGCACUUUUAAAAGACAAAGUGAUACAGACGUUCCUGGUCCGUGACUCAAGGGAACAAGGCCGGAAGAUUUUGGUGGUCAAAAGAAAGAGUGAAUAUAAGCAACAUAUCAUCAGUAUUCAUGGUGACAUUUUCUCCAUAGAGGCGGCAGCACAAUUCAAAAGUCUUCACGAACUCAUUGAAUAUUACAAACAAAAUGAAUUAUGCGGUUCUUGCAUUGGGAAAGGCUAUAAAUUCUAUGAACAAUAGUCCUUAGGGGAAAUGGAGCACAGUUACUACGUCAACGACGGCUGUUUGGAUUCUGAGAGAGUGAAGUGAUAUUUACUCGAAGACGACAACGAUUUCGAUCACAAAGGGGGGUGACAUUGGACGUUUACCUGACUCACAUUUAUAAUCCAUAGGUACUCCAAAUGUGUCCUUAAUUCUGUGCUCAACAUUUAUUUAAAAAAUGGGCGCGUCUAUCCCCAUGUAAACUUCUGUGUGUAAACGUCAUUUCUCGAAGUCGACUUAACCCGGUUGCCGUUCAUGAAAUGCAUAAUCGUUUGUAUUAUAACAUUUCCCUUUCUUGUGAUAAUUGACAGGGAGAAUGCUGAUUAUUUUAUACAAUAUUUUGUUAUUGAUAUUUUACAGUAGUAAGUAUAUAUGAUGUUUUAAUAUUAUAAAUCCUAUUUACAUACAUGCACAUUCCUAUUACCUAUGUUUCGUACUAAAGGUGAAUCCAAAUGAGGGAUUACUGUUGUAUUUGUAUCGUUAUAAAACUAUGAAUGUAAUAUUGGUAUAUUGAUACUUUAAAUUGUUUAAACAUUGUAAAUAUUUGAUAAGAUCUAUAAUUUUAGAAGUCAAG